AUGAAUAGAUUUAUGAUAAAGUGUUUAUCAAAUACUAUAUUUAAAUAUAUAGGCGUUAGAAGGUUAGCAAAUUUUGCAGCAAUUUCAAUUGGACCAAAAAUAGUUGACCAUACAGUUAGUACUAUUUCUGGUGGAUAUAUCCCUGUUCCUGUUGUACGUAUAUUAAGAACCUCAUUAUCCUAUGCCCCAGUAGCUGUCGUGAUGGGUACCGCUGGUACCACUGGUGGUCUUGCACCAAUAGUUUCUGCUUUAACAUAUUAUAUUUUAGUACAGGUUUCAGAAACAUUAUGUAUGGUUUUAGUCAGAGAAGCAACAGGUGCAACAUUUAGAGGUGUUAAAUAUGUAGUAUCAUCAGCUUAUAAUACAGUUACAGGUAAAGAUAGAAAGGAUGAAAAAAUGGUUGAUGAGGAAUUAAAGAAUUGGGUAUUUUUAGAAAAAGAAGAAUUGGAUAAAGACGAAAUUUCACCAGAAAGAGUUAAAGAAGUUGAAGAUUAUUUCAAUUCAAUAGAAUUAGAGGAGUUAGGUGUAGAUAACGAAAACAAUAAUCAUAUAAAUAAAGUAGCAAACAAUAGUAAUGGAUCAAAAAAUAUAGAGCUUAAUAGUAAUGGUGAACAGGUUAUUGAUUUGAUCACUAGCCAAGAUAACAGUUAUGAAGUAAAAGAUCCAAUCGAAAUGGAAAAGGUUUUAACCGAUUUAAAUAACAGCUUUUUAUUUGAAAAGCAAAAACAAUUAAAUAAUAAUGAUAGUAUAGAUAAUAUAAAUCAAGAGAAAUUAAAUAAUAAUAAUAUUUUUAAUAAUAAUAAUAAUAAUAUAAGAUCAAGUAAUAAUUUAGAUGAUUUUGUUCUUUUGUAAAAUUAAAGAAUUUUAAAUAGAAUAAAUUGUAAAUAAUAAUAAAGUUUAAAAAUUUCUUUUUUUUUCUUAUUAUAUCUUAAAAAGAAAUAUAC
Molecule: messenger RNA, 944 nt
Organism: Dictyostelium purpureum
Lineage: Eukaryota; Evosea; Eumycetozoa; Dictyosteliales; Dictyosteliaceae
Exons: 2
Coding region: 1-852 (283 amino acids)
Source: RefSeq, a predicted model, not a curated record